CCUGACUUCAAGGAUGGAGUGUGCACUGCUGCUGCUGUCCCUGUGGGCUCUGACUGGAGCGGUGUCCCCGCAGGAUCCAGGGUCGUGUCCAGAGAGACUUCUGGGAGAGGAGAGGAGGAGGACGUGUCCUCGGCCCUGCAAAGCUGACAGAGACUGUGGCAACAAGCGCCAGUGUCUGUGUGACGGCCAGUGUGGUCUCAGCUGUGUGGCUCCAGGUCGAACAUGUCCCUGGCCUCUGCCCCCCACUGAAAACUCAGUGGCUCGCCUCCUCUCUCCCACUCACUCCUUUUCCGCCCUGCUCGAAGUGCGCUGCAAGCCGGGAUUCACGUUGCCCAGUGGCUUGGAUGCCACUAUUCGCCGUUGUCAAGGUGACCGACAGUGGAGUGGGGACGAGCCCAUCUGCACAGUGACUCAGUCACCAGAAGAACCGUCCGUCCAAACCUGCCCUCUGCCUGAGGACAUCAUCAACACCUUCAGCAUCCAGGGUGACGCUACAGCCGGAACUUCCAUCCGCUACAGCUGCCUGUCUGGGGCGGAUAUAGUGGGGAGCAGUGAAAAUUUCUGCCAGGAUAAUCAGACCUGGCAGUAUCCUCACCCCAUCUGUAAAAAGGUGUACUGCCAGCCUCCUCGGGACGUGGAGCAGGGCUAUGUGGUGGCUGUGCAGAAAACUGAAUAUGAAGUUGGCUUCGACAUCCACUACCUCUGUAAAAAGAACUUCCUGCUGGAUGGACCCCAAAAGGUCACCUGCAUGUCCAACGGCAGCUGGAGUGCAUCGCCACCAUACUGCAGAGCUCGCUGUCUCAUCCCUGCUGAGCGGAGCCGUGUGGUGAUUGGUGGAGUGAAGCGCUGGCCGUUUGACGUAACAGAUGCCAUGGUCCCUCACGGGGAAAAUGUGACGUUCUACUGCAAACAUCCUCGUAAGCAGUGCAGCUUCACUGCAACCCAGACCUGCUUUGAUGGAAAGCUGCAGCCGCCAGCCUGCUACCUCGAGCCCACAUGGUUGCAGUACAAACUCUUCCCUCACCGGCUGGUCUCAGAGAUUGAAGCAUGUGAGCCUGAUGAUGUGGAGAUAUGACCUCGACCCACCCAGCACUCAUGACACCGUGUCACAAUAUAAGCACCUCCUGACACACACCAGCACCCAGAGCAGUCCCUCUCCGCUCUGCAGCUUUGCUUACACUAUCUGUGCUAUGCCUGUGGCCUGUCUUAGACGCUGAAACGUCUUUCACAGCUCUUGUGGAUCCUGCGCUCGUGGCCUCUGCCCCUCGCUCAUGCAUACUAUCAAACUGCAGGCGUAACUAUAAUCUGCAAACCCCUUCAAGUAUUACUCCUCCAGCUUGAGCCAAUGCAUACUGUAGAUGCACUCCAUGUGAGGAUGUAUAUACGCCAUGCAUUAAUACGUGCUAUAUCAGUUAUGAUCCCUUCAUGUAGCCUAACUCGUAACGGUUUGACUCUGUGAUAUCUCACUGUGUAAUCUGUCUCCUCUCUGUUCAGCCUGACGCAUCAAGUCUUGAGGCUUGUAAGUUUUAAUGAUGUGAAAUAAAGUCAUGUCAAAACGG
This is a messenger RNA of Epinephelus lanceolatus (giant grouper), 1559 nucleotides long. RefSeq names its product ntl-dependent gene 5 (gene ntd5). Gene Ontology annotation, cellular component: extracellular region. The record is from RefSeq and is a predicted model, not a curated record. NCBI's taxonomy places the organism in Eukaryota, Metazoa, Chordata, Actinopteri, Perciformes, Serranidae. Gene Ontology annotation, molecular function: peptidase inhibitor activity.